Messenger RNA from Loxodonta africana (African savanna elephant), 681 nucleotides. RefSeq names its product olfactory receptor 6C76-like. Gene Ontology annotation, cellular component: membrane. The transcript has a single exon. The coding region runs from base 1 to 681 and encodes 226 amino acids. Gene Ontology annotation, molecular function: olfactory receptor activity. The record is from RefSeq and is a predicted model, not a curated record. NCBI's taxonomy places the organism in Eukaryota, Metazoa, Chordata, Mammalia, Proboscidea, Elephantidae. Gene Ontology annotation, biological process: G protein-coupled receptor signaling pathway.
AUGCUGCUCAACAUUGUUACAGGGACCAAAACUAUCAUCUUUACCAGCUGUAUUGCCCCGGACUUUUUUCACAUUUUCCUAGGGGCCACAGAGUUCUUCCUAUCCAUGAUCAUGCCCUAUGACUGGCACACUGCCAUCUGCAAGCCCCUCUACUACCCCAUCCUCAUGAGCAGCAGAGUCUGCACGCAACUCUUCCUUACCUGCUGGCUGGCAGAGUUCUGUUUCAUCAUUGUGCCUGUCAUCCUGACCAGUCAGCUUCCUUUCUGUGAGGCCCACAUCAACCACUUCUUCUGUGACCACAUGCUUCUGAUGGAGGUGGUCUACAGUGGGCCAAAUAUGCUGGAGAUGGUGGACUUUACCCUGGUCUUGAAGGCACUGCUCAGCACAAUCGUUCUGAUCAACCUAUCCUAUGCCCAGAUCAUUUGGACAAUUGUCAGGAUCCCCUGCCCCCAGGAGAGGAAGAAGUCUUUUUCUACUUGCUCCUCCCACAUCAUUGUGGCCACCAUGUGCUAUGGAAGUUGCUUCUUCAUGUAUGUCAAGCCCUAUCCAGGCAAGAGGGUUGAUCUCAACAAAGAGGUGUCCCUAAUCAAUACAAUUAUUAACCCCCUCUUGAACCUUUUCAUCUAUACCUCAGGAACCAACCAGUUAAGCAGGUGGGGAAAGACCUGGUCAGAAAAAUGA